Molecule: messenger RNA, 1450 nt
Organism: Asterias rubens (European starfish)
Lineage: Eukaryota; Metazoa; Echinodermata; Asteroidea; Forcipulatida; Asteriidae
Exons: 2
Coding region: 186-1142 (318 amino acids)
Source: RefSeq, a predicted model, not a curated record
ACAAGAAGUGUAGGCUAGAACAAAAUUAUCAAUUGUCAACAAUCUUUUAUUUGGCGAGAAGUUUGAUGUUGAUAUUAUUGACGUCUAUUUAAGGUGAGGCACUUGGAUGCCGGGCAAGAAAAGUUUGUAAAAAACUGAAGACAACAAGUUUACUUUUAAACAAGUUUGAUUGAUCAGCUGAAACCAUGGGUUGCCGAUACACAUUCACAGGCUGUAUGUCUGUGUUGGCCAAGGUGCUCUGCAUUGCUGUACUCGUUCUACAGUCUGCUCUCUUAGACUACAUCAUCAUCAAACUGGAUACCAAGGCCUCUACCGCUGGACGAUAUGUCUGGAUUGCUCUAGAUUCGAUCGUUGUUAUCUUCUGGAUCAUCGCCAUGGUGUUUUCUUACAGAUUUUUUAAUAAACCCCGCCCAAAGAAAGUACCAGAAGAAGGAUUCAGUGGCAAAGACAUCAUCAAGACGGCUCUCCUCAAGGAACUACCCUUUUCUUACGUCUCGUGGCUUCUGUAUUCCAUCGUCCUCGUGGUGAAAAUCAACCGAAUGUUCUUUUCUUUUGCGGAGAAGCUAACAUCCCAGGAUGAGACUCUACUAUCCAACACCUCUCUGAAGAUAAUUCUAUCUCUAGCCGGAGUCAUCUUUGCUUUGCUUGCGUACGCUCAUCACGAUGAAGCGCACAACACAAAAUAUAAGCUGUUGAUCGAGAAACUUGGAACUGCCGUUAGUAUAGACCUUCUGGACUGCAUUAUGUUACUGGACAUUCUAUUUGUGGUUGACAACGGCAUCCAGUUAACAUUCAGGUUUGAUCAUGUCGUACGAGCAUUUUCCUCAAUCUGUAUCCUAUUGCCGGUCUUCCCUCUUCUUGCUCUGCGGGUUAUGUCGGCGACUGCGACGGCCAAGAACGACAAGAUCUUUUCUCUUGUGAUGGUGUUGAACAACAUCCUUUACAUAGUCUUGGUUAACAUCCCACUACUUGGCAUCAGGUUGUUUCUAUGGUUCCACCACGAUGUGGACGUCACAACUUUCCUGACUAAGAACGUGAUGGCAAUCUUCAAGGGGCUUCUAGACAUCUACAAGGAGUUAAUAGAAUGGAGGCGGAGCACUUCUCCACAAGAGAUCGUUCAGAUGGAGCCUGUUGGAGUUUAAGUGAAAAGGAUCUGUAAGGAGCAAAAUGCUAGUAAAACAAAUAUUUUUUUAUCAAAUUGCAUGACUUGUAAAUAGUUUGAUAUUAAUUGCUUUCAAUAAUUGCGAAAAUUAGUAUAGGCCCUAAUUCAAUAUCUUCAUUCUUUUACCUAACAGCAAUACCGGGUAUGAUGCACAAAGUUUUAAAGGUUCAAGAAAACAAUCAUUUUUCCUUUGAAAUAAUUUUUAAACAUUUUUUCAUUUAAAAUUACUAUUGUGCUACUAAAGUGGUCUUAAGUUAUAUCAUGUAUUGCAGUUAUUUGCCUCCAAGU